Molecule: messenger RNA, 3824 nt
Organism: Sorex araneus (European shrew)
Lineage: Eukaryota; Metazoa; Chordata; Mammalia; Eulipotyphla; Soricidae
Product: G patch domain-containing protein 4
Exons: 7
Coding region: 2141-3250 (369 amino acids)
Biological process (GO): regulation of ribosome biogenesis
Cellular component (GO): nucleolus
Molecular function (GO): nucleic acid binding
Source: RefSeq, a predicted model, not a curated record
AUCCCACCCCCUGCCUCUGUGGCAGGUACAUUACUUCCUACUCACUCUCUAGCUUUGGGCAUUAUGGUUUGCAAUACAGAUACUGAGAGGCCAUCAUGUUUGGUCCAUAGUCUACUUUCAGCACACAUCCCUCCAACCAUCAUUUACAUAGUGGUCCCUUCUCUAUCUCAACUGCCUUUUCCCCCAGCACAUGAGAUCGGCUUCCAAACUGUGUCAUGAUCCUCCUGGUCCUUAUCUCUACUGUCCUUAGGUGUUAGUCUCAUAUUAUGCUACUUUAUAGUCCACAAAUGAGUGCAGUUAUUCUAUGCCUGUCCUUCUCUUUCUAAUUUCACUUAGCAUGAUACUCUCCAUGUCCAUCCACUUAUAUGCAAAUUUCAUGAUUUCAUCUAACAGCUGCAUAGUAUUCCACUGUAUAGAUAGAUAUACCAAAGUUUCUUUAACCAGCCAUCUGUUUUCAGGCACUUGUGUUUUUUCCAGAUUCUGACUAUUGUGAACAGUGCUGCAAUAAAUACACUAGUGCAGGUGUCAUUUCUACUGUUUUUUUGUUUGUUUUUUGCUUCUGUGGGAUAUAUUCCCAGGAGUGGUAUUGCUGGGUCAUUGCUGAGUCAUCUAGAUUUUGAAGAAAUGUCCAUAUAGUUUUUCAAAAAGGCUGGACCAGUCGGCAUUCCCACCAACAAUGAAUGAGAGUCCCUUUCUACCCACAUCCGCACCAGCACCAUUUGUUCUUAUUCUCAAUGAUGCCAAGCUGGCUGGGGCUCCCAGCGCAAAAAGCUGGCUGACCAUUGGCAUCUGCCAAGAUCCUGGAGGCAGAGUAAGCCACCCCCUAGAGCUCACCCUCCUUCCGUGUAAGCCCUGGACCACAGAAAGGGAGCGGCUCAGCUGUAGAACUGAAUGGGCUUCUGGGGCUCCUGAUCUGUCCUGCCCUCGCAGGCAGCGAGGAGCCCUUCACCCGGGAGGAGGAGAACCUCAUGGGGGCCAGUUUUGCAUGGCCGCACCCAUGUUCCCAAAGAGGGCCUGGAAGCUGCAGAACAGGAUGUUGAGAGAAACAAAACAAAAUUGAAGCGUUGGUGCUGGUGUGUGUGUGUGGGAGGUGGGGAAUAUUCCAGGCACUAGGCUUAUUAGGGAACUAAGUCACUUUGCAAAGAAGAGGCAAGGGGGUCGUUUACCCCACAGAAUAAAACACCCAGUUUUAUCCUUUGCCGGUUUUUCGUUGUCUUUUGUUUGGAGUUACUACCCAGUGGUGCUCAGGGUUCUCGCCUGGCGGGGCUCGGGCGCUGGGGAUCGAACCACAGGCCAGUUCUCCUUCCUCUCUGUUCCGGGACAAGGCCGAGAGGAUCAGAGAUUGCUUUUAGCGGCCCCUAGGGCUGGUUCAGCCUGAAGUCCCAGGCAGCUCAGGGCCAGCUGGAAGUAAAACAUUUCUGGUAAUGAACCGGUUCAGGAGCCGAGUUUCCAUAGCAACUGUAACCCAAGCCGAUCUCCGCAACUGUUUCUCCGGGGACAGCCCAGACUUUGGUUCCAGCCAUCGUCUCUAUGGUUCUGACUUCCUAGAAGAGCCGAUACGACACUUCCGGGAACAUGGCGGCGCACGGGUCGGGUCUGGCACAUGUUUCCGCGGAUGGGACCCGGCGGCAGUCACUGUCAGGGUCUCCUGUCCCCGCGUAGGGGCGGCGGGAAUCCAGGCUCAGGAGGAGAAUGAGCGAAGCGGGGAGAGUUUUACCUAGGUGCUAACCAGGAGGGCUGGAAUUUGGACCUCAAGAGGAAAGGAAGCCCAGGGCAAGAGCAGCCGGCCUCUUUAGAAUCUUAAGAAGUCUGUUUCUCCAGCCCUUAUUUUCCAGAAAAUCCAGGUUGAUCGGAAAGAAAACAGUUCCAGAAAGUGUGUUUGCAGCCUUCAGUACAGCAAGUAACAACCGGACGCAUUUCCCUCAAUUCCUGGCUCUACGCUAAGCACACGGGUGGAGACUGAAUCUCAUCCUUGACCCGGCCUUAUCAUUUCGAAUUUCUGUGACAAGAGAGAUCGUGGGCUGAGGGAUAACCCCUGCCCUUGGGAGGGCUCUAGGACACAACAUACUUGUCACCAUGACUGCUGCCCAGGAGGUCAAGAGUCGUGGGAUGAAGUUUGCUGAAGAGCAGCUGCUAAAGCAUGGAUGGACGCAAGGUGGGACAUGACCCUGCCAAGGAGUUCACUGAUCACUGGUGGAGCGAUCUCUUCAACAAGACGGCGGCCAGCUUGGUGGUGGAGGCGAAGCAGGAUGGAGUCCAGCUAAGGCGUGUGUCAAAGGAGACCCCCCGCCCAAACCAUCCCAAGCCCAACAUGCUGUAUCAGAAGUUCGUCAAGAUGGCCACACUGACUUCGAGUGGGGAGAAGCCAGCACAGGACUUGGAGCACUGCAGUGAGGAUAACAGCCCUGGGCUCAAGCUUCCAAAGAUUCUGACUGACGAGAUGCUUCUCCAGGCUUGUGAGGGGCGAACAGCACACAAGGCUGCCAGGCUGGGGAUCACCAUGAAGGCUAAGCUGGCUCGGCUAGAGGCCCAGGAACAGGCCUUCCUGGCUCAUCUCCAAGGUCAGGAUCCUGGGAACCCACCAGUUCAGCCUGAGAGCAAGACCCCCAAAAAGAAGAAAAAGAAAAGGAAGCAGAAAGAGGAGGAAGCAGCAGCAGUCCCUGAAGAGCAGGCCCAGGAGGAGCUCCCAGACUGUCCUGAGCAGAGCCCCAGGAGAAGCAAGAAGAAAAAACACCGAGAGCGGGUCAGAGAGGAGUCCGAGGGAAGCACCAUAUGCCCCGAGGACGUGCAGGACAGAGAGCAGAGUGAGCAGCCCCGCAGGAAAAGACGGAAGCAGCAGCAGCACUCUGAGGAGGCAAGUGAGGGGGCUGCCUGCAGCCCAGAGAGCAAAGCUCACAAGGACCCACACCGCAGGAGCAAGAAGAGCUGCCCUCCAGCAGAGGAAAGGGACCUGGACGGAGAGACAGGUACAGUCUGCAGGGCCAGGAAGCACAGGAGCAAAAAGAAAAGGCAGCAGUGUCCCGAGGAGGAGGAGGAGGAGGAGGAUGUUGUAAUGCUGAGAGGCGAGGAGGAGGAGGAGGAGGAGCAAGAGGAGGGGGAGGAGGGCUGGACUCUGGAUGCAGAGCUCAGAGCACCCACUGGCACGAGCCAGAGAGACAUAAAAAGGUGGCGGCAGCUACCAGCCAAACAAAGAACAUGUGAGUGCACAGACCAGAGAGCAAAAAAGAAGAAACACAAGAAAAAGGACUGAACUCAGGUUGGGGAGGGUCCCACCCAUUUCCUCCCUAGGAAGGAAACGGCUCAGCCAGUUGCCGAGAUCCCAACUUGGGUGCUUACAGGAGCCAAGCAAGAUUCUGAAGGGGCUCCUAUGGGAAGUGGCUGAAAACGGGAGACUCACGUGCAAAGGACUGGCCUUAAAAUAUUGGGAAGACUGGGGCCGGAGCGAUAGCACAGCAGGUAGGGCGUUUGCCUUACACGCGGCUGACCCGGGUUCGAUCCCCGGCAUCCCAUAUGGUCCCCCAAGCACUGCCAGGAGUAAUUCCUGAGUGCAAAGCCAGGAGUAACCCCUGAGCAUCGCUGGGUGUGACCCAAAAAGAAAAAAAAUUAAAAAAAAAAUAUUGGGAAGACUAAGAAAAGCAGAAAUUUAAGCCUCUGAACACCGCACCUAGGUCACUGUUAUCAAAUGAUUAAUAAACAUCAGCUUGGUUCUGAGCUUGUAGUCUAAGAAACUACCUGUUUGUCCAAGAAUGAGUUUGAGUGAGUGAGUGAGAGAGAGAGAGAGAGAGAGAGAGUAGGUUUUUCUAGAAACCCCUCCCGCUCAUCUC